AUCUCUAAGGCCAAGGAUUUGUGAAGUCCUUGUAAGGAUAUUUUUAAAUUUUAAGGUCCUGUAGGCUGUUGCCUGGCAGAUAGCUUUGAAAUACCACAGAAGACUGCAUGAGUUGGAUCUGAAAGAGGAGACUGGAUCAGAACGUGUGUGACUUAAGAAGUCCGGCCUCUCACUGAGUUGGUCACAGAAGCUCUUUGACUGAUCAGCAGAAGUCAGAGAUUUCCACCUGCCCAUUCUAAGAUGGUGACUGCCAAGGCUUGGGCUCUAAAGAAGCAUUUUGAAGGUUUCCCCAAAACCAGCGAUUUUGACCUGAAAAAGAUAGAACUGCCUAAACUAGUGGAUGGAGAGGUGCUGCUUGAAUCAGUGUUUCUCAGUGUUGAUCCUUACAUGAGACUUUACAGUGAAAAGGACAUGAAGGAAGGGGACAUAAUGAUAGGUUCCCAGGUUGCCAGGAUUAUAGAAAGCAAGAAUCCUGCUUUUGCCGUGGGAGCCUUUGUUGUGGCUAAUAGUGGCUGGAGAACUCAUUUCAUCUCCAAUGGGAAAAAUCUACGUUCUCUUCCUUCUGGCUGGCCGGAAUCACUCCCCAGAUCUCUAGCUCUUGGGACAGUUGGCAUGCCUGGCAUCACUGCAUAUUUUGGUCUGUUGGAGGUCUGCAAGAUGAAGCCGGGAGAGACGGUGCUUGUUAAUGCUGCAGCUGGGGCUGUGGGCUCUGUGGUGGGGCAACUCGCUAAAAUUGGGGGUUGCAAAGUGGUCGGCUGUGCUGGCUCAGAUGAAAAGAUUGCUUAUCUGAAAAAAAUCGGCUUUGAUGAAGUCUUUAAUUACAAGACUGUUACAUCUUUGGAAGAAGCACUGCGUAAAGCCUCUCCUGAUGGCUAUGACUGUUUCUUUGAUAAUGUGGGUGGGGAAUUUGCCAGUGUUGCCAUUCACCAAAUGAAGAAAUAUGGAAGGAUUGCAGUUUGUGGAGCUAUCUCUCUGUACAAUGACAAAGUGCCUCAGAAAGGACCUUAUGUUGAGGUGCCAAUGAUCCUCAAAGAGCUUCAGGUGGAAGGGUUUAUUGUUUAUCGCUGGAAUAACCGCUGGGAGGAAGGUCAGAAGGCACUCCUAAAAUGGGUCCUGGAGAAAAAAAUUAAGUACCACGAACACAUCACUGAAGGAUUUGAGAACAUGCCAGCAGCUUUCAUUGGAAUGUUAAAGGGAGAAAAUCUUGGAAAAGCCAUUGUAAAGGUCUGAAGGUCACAUAUCCUGUUCCUGAGAGAUUGGCACAGCGGGAUGUGAUUCUACUUAAUUAAGUGCUUUUGCCUAACUAUUCAAAAGACAUGUUUCUGUCUCUUCGCUGGAUGUUUUGUGAUGAUAACUUUUUAAAAUAAUUUUAAAUGAGAGCAGGUAUUUUAGCUUUUGAGGAACUUGAGAAUUGUUCCCCAAAGCUAUAUACAAAGGCUUAAAAUUACUGAACCUCUUGCUGUGCAUUAGAAAACCAUAAUCACAACUGUAACAGUUUAAAUCAAAUUUCAUCAGAUUUUAUUUGAACCAAAUUUAAGUUGACUUGUAGAAAAGAAAAUGUAGUUCCAAAGGCUUUGCCUGUUGAUGGCACAUCUGAUGACUAAUGUCUAUUGAUUUGCCUGGAAAUCAGCAAGAGGGGAUUAAGUUUUCUGACCACAAGCAAGGAGCAAGGAAUAGGCUAACAGCAGGCAGGGGCUCCCAGCUUGCUCAUAUGGCUGGCUUUCUUUUCUGUUUUGUUUUGUUUUAUUUUUGCUUUCAUCAGGAAACACAGAUAUCUCUACUAUUCUGAGAUUAUGGAAAUAAAAAAUAAAUCUAUUAAUUGACA
Dromaius novaehollandiae (emu) is the source of this 1825-nucleotide messenger RNA. RefSeq names its product prostaglandin reductase 1 (gene PTGR1). The transcript is spliced from 11 exons. Gene Ontology annotation, biological process: prostaglandin metabolic process. Gene Ontology annotation, molecular function: 2-alkenal reductase [NAD(P)H] activity; 15-oxoprostaglandin 13-reductase [NAD(P)+] activity. Bases 241 to 1230 code for a protein of 329 amino acids. Lineage: Eukaryota; Metazoa; Chordata; Aves; Casuariiformes; Dromaiidae. Gene Ontology annotation, cellular component: cytoplasm. The record is from RefSeq and is a predicted model, not a curated record.